UUGUUGGAUUUAUCAUGCCAAAGAGGAAAGAGUAUCUGACCGUGAAGGAUCUGCAGAAGAUUUUGGACUCAUGUCAACUUCACCUCAGUCAGAUUGACGAGGUCUGGCCAAAUAUAUACAUUGGGAAUGUGUCAGUUGCCCAAACCAAAGCAGUGCUGCUCAAAUUAGGAAUAACGCAUGUGUUGAAUGCGGCUCACUCCAAGCAAGGCAGCAUCGGUAACCAGAGCUUCUAUGGGAAGGAAUUUGAGUAUUGCGGUAUUCCAGCUGACGACUCCACGCACUUUGACCUGGAUGUUUACUUCCAGCCAGCAGCAGACUUCAUCCACAGAGGUCUAAAGUCACCAGACGGCAAAGUUCUGGUGCACUGCAUCAUGGGAAUGAGUCGCUCCUCCACCUUGGUGCUGGCCUACCUCAUGAUCUACCAUCACCUUCCACUGAAACAAGCGCUGCAGAAAGUGGUACAGAAGAGGGCCAUCUAUCCCAACAGGAACUUCCUGGCUCUGCUGCUGGAUCUGGACCUCCAGCUGACCAGAAGGAAGAAAAGGACAUGCCAGAUCCUAUAAUUUAGUUCAAACCCAGACUCUCAAGGGACUCCUGAGUCAUGGACUGCAUCCUGAAAUUCAUAUCCAAAAGGGAUGCAUCGUGAGCUACUGCGUCACGCUCAUAAAAACAUGCAGUGCAAGGAUAUUUUCAUCUGGGAACAAUUUUAGAGCCCUUCCUGUUGGAGACGUCGUGCCACCACCAUCAGUGCCCCCAUAACUGUUGGCCCUCUGGCCUGAGGUGACCCUUCUUUACAGUUGUUGUACAUUAUAUUUACACCCAUACGACCACUGUACUGUAGACACCAUGGUACUUGUACACUUUGAUCUUAUGUUGGAUUACAGCACCCAGAAACCCAUGCUAACAGAAGGUUGCCAGACAGUAGCAUGCAUUGUAGGAUAGGGUUCCACAGGCCAGCUGCCUGAGUAUUGUUAUUCAUGUUUCAUUUCCUGUGGGUGGCGUGUGUCUGUGUUGUGGUUAUAUUUCCACUGUUUCAGUGACAUUAGUACUGGUGCUGUAGGUAAAUGUCCCUGCACUCCAGGUGAAUCCUAUUGAUAUGAUGCCAGCUGACAGCGGUCACGAUGGUAGUGCUGGCAUCAGGGGUUAAGUGGCGACCGCACUGUAUCACGUGCCUGCAUACAAAUAUGAUGCUGUGGACUGAGAGGCCCUACCUGUGAUGACUUUAGUUACUUUGCUAUGCUUCUGUGGACUGAAAGUCGGCGUAUCACGUGCUCAUAGGGCCUAUUGUUCAGUCCUCAUUACUUACCUCUUUUCACUAACCGGUAGAACUACCAUCUGUCUAAUAACAUUUGAAAACGUGCUCACUGAGUGCUUGCAAAUGCUGCCUUAUUUUUUAUUGAGUACAGUGUCUGACAUGUCAGUAAUACCAGCAAUAGUUUGGGAUAUCACAGUGU
Messenger RNA from Synchiropus splendidus (mandarinfish), 1454 nucleotides. RefSeq names its product dual specificity protein phosphatase 13-like. NCBI's taxonomy places the organism in Eukaryota, Metazoa, Chordata, Actinopteri, Syngnathiformes, Callionymidae. Bases 15 to 563 code for a protein of 182 amino acids. Gene Ontology annotation, molecular function: protein tyrosine/serine/threonine phosphatase activity; MAP kinase phosphatase activity. The transcript is spliced from 3 exons. Gene Ontology annotation, biological process: protein dephosphorylation; negative regulation of MAPK cascade. The record is from RefSeq and is a predicted model, not a curated record. Gene Ontology annotation, cellular component: cytoplasm.